AUGCUUGAGAACUUACAAACAGAUCUAUUCUUAUUUUUAAGCGAUAAUUUCAUUCAAUUCCAGCUAAUUUUAAUAUUAUUAAUUUUAAUUUAUUAUUUAAUUAUAUUUCCAGUUACUUCACCGUUAUGGAAAAUUCCAGGGCCCUAUUUGCACAGAAUUUCAUUCUUACCAUCGUUAAAUAGUCAAAGAAGAGGAACAUGGAUUCAAAAAGUUUACAAUUUACAUCUAAAAUAUGGUAAUGUUGUUGUUUUAUCACCGAAUGAAAUUAGUUGUACUGGAGAUUUUAAAUAUGUUAAUGAUAUAUAUGUUAAAAAUAUGCCAAAAUCCGAUUUUUAUAAAGGGUUCACUAAUCAUGGAGGUAAGCAAAAUAUUUUUACAUGUUUAGAAGCUGAUCAACAUUUAAAAUUUAAGAAAAUGAUUUAUGGAUUAUACUUAAAAACUAGUGUAUUUUCAAAAGAAAGUAAAACUAGGAAAAUGUUAACUGAAUGUACUCAGAAAUUAAUGACAUCUGUAUAUAAAAGUUCAGUCUAUGGUGAACAACCUGAUUUAUUAAAUGUCAGAAAUGAUUUAAAUUUAAAUGGGAAGGGUCAUAGAAAUCCAAAUUGGUUUAAUAAAUCCAAGAAUAAAAAUAAUUUAGGUAUUGAUACUUAUACUUUAUUUGGUUCAUUAACUAUGGACGUGGUUUCUAGAUUUGAAUUAGGUUAUGAAAAUGGUACAAAUUUAAUUGAGAAUCCAAAUCAACGCAAUAUAUUGUUAAAUUUCAGACAAGUCUCAUCAAUGCAAUUUUACACUGCUUUAUUACCCCAAUAUUGGAAUUUAGCCGCAUCUAAAUUAAUUUUAAAAUCGGCUGAUGUGAUAUGUAAUUUUCAAAUAAACUUGUAUAAAAUGGCGGAAAAGAAUAAAAAUAAUACAGGUAAAACAACAUUGACUACAUUACACAGUUUUGGAUUUCAUAAUGAAGAUGCUUAUUCCUUUAUAACAGACCAAUUGUCAGCAGGACAUGAAACAACAGCCAUUAUAUUAACAUAUAUAUGUUAUGAAUUAUCAAGACCGGCAAAUGAAAAAAUUAGACUUCGUUUAUUACAAGAAUUAAAUGUUUAUUUUGGUAAAGCAAGUUCAGAUGAUGAUUUAAUUGAUGAUGUGGAUAUAAUAGAUAAUUUACCAUAUUUAAAUGCAAUAAUUGAAGAAAAUUUGAGAAUUCAUACUCCUAUACCAGGUGCAGAACCAAGAUUAACUGACAAACCUUAUUUAAUACCUGAAUUGAACACUUUAAUUCCAAAAGGAACUAUAAUAUCCUGUUUACCUUUUGCAUUACAUCGUACAAAAACAGUAUUUCCUAAUCACGAUAAAUUUAUACCUGAGAGAUGGUUAAAAUAUGAUUAUGAAUCACCAGAAGAAUUUCAAAAACGUUUAAUCAAUCAAAGAAGAUUUAUGAUGCCAUUUGGAAAAGGUAUUAGAAUGUGUUUAGGUAUGAAUUUAGCAUUAAUUGAAAUCAAAUUAGCCAUUGCCAAUUUAUAUUGGAAAUUUCACUCAAAAUUAGAUAUAGAUUGGUGUAAUGAAAUUAAAACUAACGAUAUGCCAAUUAAAUUAUCAAAUAAAUCAAAUAAUACUAAUGAUCAAGAAAUGAUGACAAUGUAUGAUAGUUACACAAUAAGACCAUUUAAUGAUGAAUGUUGGUUAAGAUGGUACAAGAAUUGA
This is a messenger RNA of Insectozyma verbasci, 1698 nucleotides long. NCBI's taxonomy places the organism in Eukaryota, Fungi, Ascomycota, Pichiomycetes, Serinales, Debaryomycetaceae. The record is from the annotation of a GenBank genome assembly.